Molecule: messenger RNA, 3262 nt
Organism: Trematomus bernacchii (emerald rockcod)
Lineage: Eukaryota; Metazoa; Chordata; Actinopteri; Perciformes; Nototheniidae
Product: B-cell receptor CD22-like
Exons: 15
Coding region: 340-2826 (828 amino acids)
Source: RefSeq, a predicted model, not a curated record
GAGAGCUCCCUUUGUUUUAAUGUAGAAGGGUUUUCUUGUGGACAUCAAUCAACUUCUUUGUUAUUUUGUCACUGAAGCCACACGGAGACGAGAGCAGCAGCUAUGAGUUUAACAGCGAGUGGAUUUGUUGUCUUCCUUCUCUCUCUGCCAGUGGCAUCUAGCCAUGCUGAUGGUUCAUAUGAAGUCUGUUCCAUGCAGUGCGGUUAACUUAAAUGGGUGUUACUGGGGUUUGGCUCAUCAUGCAUAUUAAUCGUCUCAAGAGGAAGUCAAUCUUGUCUCUUAACAGUCUGAUAUCCGUCUUCUGCUCAUUGGUGACAGAGGAAAGGCAUCUUUCAACACAUGGUUCCUCCUUCACUUCUCACAGAGAUGAGAGGAGCAGCUAUGAGUCUAACUGCAGCAGCGAGUGGAUUAGUUGUCUUCCUGCUCUCUGUGUCAGUGGUUCAGGGUCAGGAUGAGUGGGGAGUGGCUUACACUUCUACUGAGGUCUGUGCAGUGAAAGGAUCAACAGUGGAGAUAAGAUGCAGCUACACAUACCCAUCUACAUGGAAUGGAAGUGUAAACACAGUAGAAAAAACAUUCUGGUCUAAACAGAAAGAUGGUGAACCUGUAGAUCUGACCACAGUCUCAGAGUAUGCAGGUCGUGUAGAGAAUCUCUGUGAAAACAACAUCUGCACUCUGAGAAUCAGAAACCUGAGAGAGAGCGACUCAGCUGUGUACUGGUUCAGGCUUGAAACAAACCGAGCAGGAGGAAAAUAUAGUGGUUCACCUGGAGUCACUUUGUCUGUCAAAGAUCUCUCGGUGCAGGUGGAACGCAAAUAUUCCAACAGUGCAAACCUGAAGUGUCAGAGCAGUUGUGAUUUACCUGAUAAUGAUUACGUCUGGUACAAGAACGGAGGAAACGCUCUGUCAGGAACAUCUUCUCUUCAGGUCGACUUUAAUUAUCUCGACAGCUAUUCCUGUGCUUUGAAAGGAUAUGAGGACUCUCUCUCCCCUUCAGUGUGUGUCACUGGUCGAGACAGCAACACACUGACUUAUACUGAAGGAAGUAUCUGUGCCCCCAAAGGAUCAUCAGUGGACAUUUCCUGCACGUACAGCAGUAAUGAAUGUAUUACAUCUAAAUUCUGGUUCAGUCCUGAGCGUCGUCAUCAGGGACAGAAUCCCUCUCAACCUGAGGACCUUAGUAAAAACUCCCAGGAUGCAGGUCGUGUUCAGAUCACUGACACAGAGAGAGGACGCUCCACUCUGAGGAUCUCUGACCUGAGAGACUCAGAUUCAGCUCAGUAUCUCUUCAAAUUCAAAACACCAAGCUUUGAAUGGAGGAGUGAUUUACCUGGUACAACUCUGACUGUCACAGCUCUGCAGGUGCAGGUGAUCAGAACAACUUACCGGCAGUAUAAUACCUAUGCAGAGCUGAAGUGUCACAGCAGCUGCAGUCCAGCUGGUGUUUCCUACGUCUGGUUCAAGAACGGAGAGAAAUUCACGACAACAUCGAUAUCUUCCUAUAAAGGCCGGAUUCAACUCACAGACACUAUCUCUUGUGCUCUGGAAGGUCAUGAAGCCUUCUCUUCUCCUAUAGUGUAUGCUCCAAGGAUUCCUUACUUGUCAAGACUCUCUGCUGAGAUAAAGGAGGGCAGUCCAGUGACUCUGACCUGUAGCAGUGAUGCUAACCCAGCAGCUAAAUACACCUGGUACAAGAGGUAUGGACAUGCAAACUUUUAUUAUUUCAAAAAAGGACCACAGCUUUUCUUCAGAUCCAUCAAGUCCUCUCACUCUGGAGAGUAUUUCUGUUCAGCUACAAAUGAGCUGGGGAGUAGCUCAUCUGAAAACAUCCGUAUUGACGUGAAAUAUGCUCCGAGGAUUCCUUUCUUGUCAAAACCCUCUGCUGAGAUAAAGGAGGGCAGCUCAGUGACUCUGACCUGUAGCAGUGAUGCUAACCCAGCAGCUACAUACACCUGGUACAAGAGGAAUCAAAAUGCACACUUUUCUUAUUUCAAUGAAGGACCACGUCUUGUCUUCAGAUCCAUCCAGUCCUCUGACUCUGGACAGUAUUUAUGUAAAGCUGAGAACAAGCUGGGGAGUAGCACAUCUGAAAACAUCUCUAUUUAUGUGAAAUAUGCUCCAAAGCCUCCCUCUGUGUCAGUGAGACCCUCUGCUGAGAUAGAGGAGGGCAGUUCAGUGACUCUGACCUGUAGCAGUGAUGCUAACCCAGCAGCUAACUACACCUGGUACAAGGAGAAUGGAAAUCGUAAUGUUCCUCCUCUCAGUGAAGGACCACGUCUCGUCCUCAGCUCCAUCCAGUCCUCUGACUCUGGACAGUAUUACUGCAGAGCUGAGAAUAAGCUGGGGAGUAUAAGAUCUGAAUCCAUCUCUAUUGAUGUGAAAUACUCUCCAAAACUUCCUGUGACUCUGACCUGUGGCAGUGAUGCUAACCCAGCAGCUAACUACACCUGGUACAAGGAGGAUGAAGACUCUCCAAAAGCUUCAGGACAGAUCUUCAACAUCAUUGGCUUCAGAGCUGAACACAAUGGGAGUUAUUCCUGUGGAGCCCAGAACGAGUUAGGACGUAGUAACUCCACCUUUCAUCUGAGUGUUGGAACAGGGAGUUCAACAAUGACAGUGAAUAUCAUCAGGACGACUCUGGGGGUCUUGAUUCUGAUUCCUGUGUUUCUCCUGAGUCUGUGGAUGAGGAAGAAGAAAGCUCUGCGCUCCACCACUGAAGCACCUGAACCUGAAGACAUCGAGUUGGACUCUGUUCCUGAGUAUGAGAACGACUCAGACACUGCAGCACAGACAGAAGACACAGAGGAGCAGGGAGACAUGGUGUGAAGUCCAGUCAGGUUAGAGCCUCCUGCAUCAGAUCAAACAGGCCCACUCCACAUUUAGAGUCACAGUUCCAGCUGUAACUUUACACAAAGUUUCUGUGAUUUUCUUCAGACGCUCACCUGAUGGAAACAAAGAAGAAGGACGUUGAAAUGUCCCUGUGGAGAGCGAGGCUGUGCAGGAUGUGUGCGAAGUGGAUAUAUUCACGUUCAACUCUUAAAGCUUUUAUAGUCAGUUUUCAGUAGCAGCAGCUUGUAGGUUUAGAAGAAUGAGCUGCUGGCAGCUUGAAGUGAAUCAUGUCGAGGUGUCAAACAUGAUUUAUCGUUAAGACCAGCCGAUGGUCAGGUGCUCUAUAUUACUGCUUCAACUAUGUGUACAUGCUUAUUUGUUAUAUGCAGAGUUGUUGAUAUUACAAAAGUCUCGUCAAAUAGUUUUUUUUUAA